UAUAGAUUUAACUUUCAAAUUACCUUGCAUAUUGACGAUAUAAGUACAUUGGUUUUUAUUCAGGAAAAAUUAGGAAUAGGAGAAAUUAGAGAUAGAGGAAGCAAAGCUGUUUUUACUAUAAGAGCUCAAAAAGAUAUAGUAAAAAUAAUAGACAUUCUAUCUAAAAAUUCUUUGAACACAAAAAAAUAUCUUGAUUUUUCAGAUUUUAAAAGAGCGUUUGAAUUUUAUACUAACUCUAAAGAAAAAACUCCAGAGCUAAUUGAAAAAAUUUCUUAUAUUAAAAAAGGUAUGAAUAAAAGUAGAACCUGA
This is a messenger RNA of Cryphonectria parasitica EP155, 309 nucleotides long. RefSeq lists its product as uncharacterized. Gene Ontology annotation, molecular function: endonuclease activity. The transcript has a single exon. The record is from RefSeq and is a predicted model, not a curated record. NCBI's taxonomy places the organism in Eukaryota, Fungi, Ascomycota, Sordariomycetes, Diaporthales, Cryphonectriaceae. The annotation marks the transcript as partial.